AUGGUCACAUGCUCAGACCUCCCAUUUGAUGAAACACAAUGGAUCAUCCGGAUUCGCCGAAUCCUUGAAGAGGAGAUCGAGCUAGGCGAUGACCAGCCCGUCUCCAUAUUUGAUGUCCUCAAGCCCCUGUUGUGCACUAAGCCUGAAGCGUACGUGCCUCAGCUGGUGGCCCUAGGCCCUUACCACCAUUGCCGCCAAGGACUCCGUGACAUGGAGAUGUACAAGCUCUCGGCGGCCAAGAGAGCCCAAAGCCACCUGCCAAGUAUGAAGUUCCAGCAACUUGUGGACGUCUUCGCCACAUUCGAGCACCGGAUUCGUUCUCACUAUCACAGGCAACUCAACCUCACCGAUGAGACACUGGCAUGGAUGAUGGCGAUCGACGUGUCGUUUCUUCUCGAGUUCCUGCAGACUUUCUGCAAGUCCAACAACCAUAGAACACUACAAAGGAUGCCCUCGAGGAUGUCGCAUCUAGUUGACCCAUCUCAUAGGACAUCUGUGCACAGCAUGCUGCUGCGUGACAUUGUGAUGUUGGAGAACCAGAUUCCAAUGUUUCUUCUUGUCAAAGUAGUCGAGAUGUGGUGCUUGUCAGGCCAUAGCAUUCAACGACCUAAUCUGAGCUCCAUGCUGUCCGGGUUCUUUCAAGAGGAGAUCGCAGUGCCUUCUAUCACCCAACUCGCAUAUGUCGGUGUCACAUUCACCCCAACAGCAGGCAGCAUCUCCACGAUCGAAUUCUGCGCGAGAACCGCAACAUUGCACCUCCCGGUGAUCAGCAUCGACAUGACCACCGAAGUUGUCCUACGGAACCUGGUGGCCUACGAGGCAUCGAUCGGGUCCAGGGCGCUGGUCUUCGCCCGGUACGUCGAACUCAUGAACGGGAUCAUCGACACCGACGAGGACGCCCGGCUGUUGAGGGAACACGGGAUCAUAUUGAACCACCUCAAGAGUGACCAGGAAGUGGCCGAGCUGUGGAAUGGGAUGACCUGGUCGGUGAGGCUGACGAGGGUGCCGGCUCUGGACAGAGUGAUCGAUGAGCUUAAUCGGUACCAUGGGGCCUGCUGGAAGGUGAGGGUGAGGGCGUUCGUCAAAGCGCACCUUCUUGGCUCUAGGGACAUGGUUGCUUGCGCCAUGAUGGUUCUCCUCCUGUUGUUCGUAGGUGUCCAAGCUUUCUGCCUAUCUCGUGGCUGCCUCCUUUCUUGGCACGGGAUGGGUAUGUUCCUGAGGAUGAUCUUCGAAGAAGACCCCGAGAGCACAUCGGAGAAAUCCGACCAGGAACACGCCUUGGCAAAAGGAGUCGAUGUGAUGGUGAUGAGCUUGAGCAGCGACACUGCAAUUGAUGAAACAACCAAAGAGGGUGAUCAGGGGCCUUCCACUAGCUCCGGCAUGGCCGGGUCCUCAGAGAAAGGCUUCGCCGCCGAGGACUUGCUGGGAAUCGAUAAGUUGUCCCUGGACGAUGUUCCUGCCACCCAUCACCGGAAGAUGACGCUGCUGUUUACGCUCCUCUCUGCCUGCGUGGCAGACAAGCCCGUGUCGCAAGAGGAAGACGACAGGAAGUCCUCUCACUUCAGGAAGGGCUACGACGCUCGGCAUCGGGUCGCUCUUCGGUUACUAGCAACUUGGCUUGAUGUGAAGUGGGUCAAAAUGGAAGCCAUCGAGGUUAUGGUCGCAUGCUCUGCUAUGGCAGCAGCAAAAGAGCAGGAACAGUCAGGGGAAAACGCGUCGCCCAAAAGCAAAUGGGCGAAAUGGAAGCGUGGAGGAAUCAUUGGUGCAGCUGCAUUGACCGGAGGAGCAUUACUGGCUAUUACUGGGGGUUUAGCUGCUCCAGCAAUCGCUGCAGGAUUUGGUGCUCUUGCUCCGACGCUGGGCACAAUUAUGCCUGUUAUCGGAGCCAGUGGAUUUGCUGCUAUGGCUACUGCUGCGGGAUCUGUUGCUGGCUCUGUGGCAGUGGCUGCAUCAUUUGGGGCUGCUGGAGCUGGCUUGACGGGCACCAAAAUGGCAAGAAGGAUUGGGAGUGUAAAAGAAUUUGAGUUCAAACCGAUUGGUGAGAACCAUAAUCAGGGUCGUCUUGCGGUAGGCAUCUUGGUUUCUGGAUUUGCCUUUGAUGAGGAAGACUACAUUAGACCUUGGGAAGGAUGGAAGGAUAACCUAGAAAGGUACAUUCUUCAGUGGGAGUCUAAGCAUAUAAUUGCUGUGAGUACAGCAAUACAAGAUUGGCUGACAUCAAGACUUGCUCUGGAACUGAUGAAGCAAGGUGCGAUGAGAACAGUCUUAAGUGGUUUUCUUGCAGCGUUUGCGUGGCCCGCUACUCUGCUUGCAGCUACGGAUUUCAUUGAUAGUAAAUGGUCUGUUGCUAUUGACAGAUCAGAUAAGGCAGGGAAAAUGCUUGCUGAAGUACUUAUGAAGGGAUCACAAGGGAACAGGCCUGUGACCCUCAUUGGGUUUUCACUAGGCGCGCGUGUCAUAUUCAAGUGCUUGCAGGAGCUUGCUUUAUCAAGCGACAACGAGGGGCUUGUCGAGAGGGUUGUGCUCCUAGGCGCGCCGGUUUCGGUGAAGGGCGAACGGUGGGAGCCUGCUAGGAAGAUGGUUGCUGGAAGGUUUGUGAACGUGUACUCCAAAGAUGACUGGAUUCUUGGUGUAACCUUCCGCGCAAGUCUACUCACGCAAGGAUUGGCUGGGAUACAGGCCGUCGAUGUCCCUGGCGUCGAAAACGUUGAUGUCACCGAGCUCGUCGAUGGCCACUCUUCGUACCUGUCGGCCGCGCAGCUGAUCCUGAAGCACCUUGAACUAAACACAUACUAUCCUGUCUUCGUCCCCCUACCAACGGCAGUUAGCAAGUAA
This is a messenger RNA of Triticum turgidum subsp. durum (durum wheat), 2835 nucleotides long. The record is from the annotation of a GenBank genome assembly. NCBI's taxonomy places the organism in Eukaryota, Viridiplantae, Streptophyta, Magnoliopsida, Poales, Poaceae.